Molecule: messenger RNA, 267 nt
Organism: Lindgomyces ingoldianus
Lineage: Eukaryota; Fungi; Ascomycota; Dothideomycetes; Pleosporales; Lindgomycetaceae
Exons: 1
Cellular component (GO): membrane; microtubule; cytoplasm
Molecular function (GO): microtubule binding; GTP binding; GTPase activity
Source: RefSeq, a predicted model, not a curated record
AUGAACUCUGACGAUGGGGAGGACGCAAAGAUCCUCGAUACUAUUGAUCAAUUGCGACAAUUACAAAUUGGUAUUCGCGACCUUGAAAAGAAGUAUCCUCUCCCUCAGAUAGUGGUUUGUGGAGAUCAGUCGGCGGGGAAAAGCUCGACGCUUCAGGCUCUUUCAGGGAUUCCUUUUCCGGUUGGCCAGGGUUCCUGUACAAAGUACAUUACUGUGGUUACGCUGAAAAAGAACCAGGAAGAGUGCGUUACAGCAACGAUCCUUCCU